This is a messenger RNA of Cydia pomonella (codling moth), 1708 nucleotides long. RefSeq names its product zinc finger matrin-type protein 3-like (gene dbf). The transcript has 11 exons. The record is from RefSeq and is a predicted model, not a curated record. Bases 130 to 1218 code for a protein of 362 amino acids. Lineage: Eukaryota; Metazoa; Arthropoda; Insecta; Lepidoptera; Tortricidae. Gene Ontology annotation, molecular function: nucleic acid binding; zinc ion binding.
CAUGAGAAUGAGUUUGCUGGGAAAUUUAAAAAAAAAGUGACGUGCCAAUUUCCGCUGGACGCCGACGCGGACACGAUAGCAGUGCAAUCAAUAAUUUAUUAAAUAAAACUUUAUAAUCAAGUAAAAAUAAUGGGAGACCGUAAUUUUGUGGAAGAUGUGGACUUCGGGAACAGCAACGGGUUCGCGAUGAACAAGCCAAUGCGACCGAUUAGGCCACCUAAACGUGGAAUGCCCAACAAUGACCGCUACAACAAUGCCUAUGGCAGUUACCGUGGUGGCUAUGGGCCCGGCGGCGGUUUUGGCUAUGGACCAAGGGGCCCACCUAUGGGCAGGCCUAUGGGUCCACCACCUAUGGGCCCACCUAUGGGCCCACCUAUGGGUCCGAUGGGUCCUCGUGGGCCACGCGGCCCGCCACCCCCCUUGAUGAUGUUUGGACGAGGUUUUGGACCAGGUGGACCCCUUAUGCCCCGCAAAGUUGCUCCAGAGACUCAAGCUUAUAGAUAUCUUAUACGUUGUGGUGUUUCCCAGGAGAGCAUAAAAGGCCUCCCCAAGAAGCUGCUAAAACUUAUUGAGGCCAACCACUGCGGAGUUUGCGGCUUGGAUUUUGACUCCUUCACUAUGUCGCGUAUGCAUUACACUUCGCGUAAUCACCAAAAGAACCAAAAGAAAUGGCUGACGCAAAAUGCUGAGAAACCGACUCCCGGGAAAAAGAUACCGCUAAAGUCGCGCGAGUUGUACUGUGAACUGUGCGACGUUACGAUAACGUCCACGGCUCACGCCGAUUCGCACUAUUCAGGAAAAGCGCAUCGAGCUAUUGUGGAAGGACGGAAGAAGCCGAAAAACCCGUACCUACUCCAAAAAGGAAUGGAGGCUCGCACUGAGCAACUGAUCAAUCGCGAGAAGCAACAUUUGCCGGCGAUCACUGUGCCGAAGGUCACCGUGGGUGAGGGCGACGGCAAGCCUCCGCAGACCGACCUCUACUGCGACAUCUGCAAGACCUCCAUGACAUGCUCGGAGCAGAUGACGAUGCACCUCAACGGCAAGAAGCACCUGUCGAAGGAGAAGCAGCACAUCAUCCGCGUCAUGAAUGCACAAGCGCAGAACAACGACAACAGUGCCGUUAAAGAAGAGCUGCAGCCUGCAGAUGAGCAGGCUGGAGGCAACGGGAACGACGACGGAGGCGAUUGGGGAAAUGGAUCCGGUACCUGGGAAGACUAAGUUGGGAGAAUUAUAUGUCUAAGUAGACAUUUUAAUAUUACGUAGAGUAAUAAUUUGAUAAACGUUUUAAUUUUACACAUGACAAGUUCAAGUGUAUGUUUAGAUCAGGUCAACAAUGUUAACCCUUAUUAUUAUCUUGUUAAGGUUUAAUUUGGCACUUACUUACCUACGAUUAGGUAUUUAGUAAAAUACUUGUAUAUUUGAUCAGACAAUGUAAUUUUUAUCGUAUUAACCUUUUCGACGCCGUGUUAAACACAAAAGCUGUCAUUCGGACGUCACGUCACCCCAGUUUAUGUUGCCCUGUGGUCUGUGAUGGAUUAAUCGGUCUUUGGCGUUGGACCUACGAUGCUGAUAUAUCCGUCAUUGGCGUCCAAAAGGUUAAAUUACUGUAAAUUUCCCAUACUAAUCCCAGUAAUCCCUAAGGGCCUCUCACACUACACACAACUUCACUAGUUUUAUUAUGUAACAUAAUAAAUCAGUCUACGGAUUA